Molecule: messenger RNA, 4237 nt
Organism: Patiria miniata (bat star)
Lineage: Eukaryota; Metazoa; Echinodermata; Asteroidea; Valvatida; Asterinidae
Exons: 18
Coding region: 2073-3920 (615 amino acids)
Source: RefSeq, a predicted model, not a curated record
AAUAUUAUGCACAACUUUUAAGGCCAUGUGGUGUAGUGCCAGAGAGUCUAUUCCUCCGUUCUCUGUAAAUUUCUUUUGUAGCCGAAUGUGUAUUUUCUUGAAAGCUGCUUGUGCGUUCAACCUGUACUGGGUGCGAAUCAUUGUGUAAAAUACUCUAGGGCCAUAGCUAUUUUGAAGUUUAAAAGCUCAAAUGUUGGAUCUAAGUUUUCUUGUAUAUUUAUUUUCCUUACCUGUUGUAACUUCACUGUGGUUCAUGGAGUGAAAUACUCUUAAGGCCAUGUUUACAAAUCUACAUUAUUUGUCCUUGUGUCAAAACUUUUUCUCAACUGCAACGCCACGCCCAUCCAUGGCGAUCUUUUAUUUUAAAAUGUUCUUCCUGUAUAGGGCCAUGUGCAGAUCUUAUUCCUUGAAACAUGUAACGGUCAUGAAACUAUAAUCAGAAAGAUGGUUUCAACGAUUCCACGAUUAUUUUGCGACAUGCAAUAGUCUCUCAUCCUUAAGCUUGUCGAAAUGGGUCUUAUAGACAUAGAUUUUGUAUUGAGUGCGAAUCAUUGUGUAAAAUACUCUAGGGCCAUGGCUAUUUUAAAGUUUUGAAAAGCUCAAAUGUUGGAUCUAAGUUUUCUUGUAUGGAUUUCCUCACCUGUUGUAACUUCACUGUGGUUCAUGGAGUGAGAUACUCUUAAGGCCAUGUUUACAAAUCUACAUUAUUUGUCCUUGUGGUCAAAACUUUUUCUCAACUGAAACGCCACGCCCAUCCAUCUUUUUAGUAUAAAAUGUACUUCCUAUAUAGGGCCAUGUGCAGAUCUUACAGAUCCCUUGAAACAUGUAACGGUCAUGAAACUAUAUAAUCAGAAAGAUGGUUUCAACGAUUCCACGAUUAUUUUGCGACAUGCAAUAGCCUCUCAACCUUAGGCUUGUCGAAAUGGGUCUUAUGGACAUAGAUUUUUUGUUUGUGAUUUUUCUUCCUUAGAAUAUCCGAUUUGUAAAGAUCGAUAGUUGCCUUUUUGUGUUAUAUAUGACCACUGUGUCAAUUUUGUUUAAUGUAAAUCAGGUGUGACGACACCUGUUACGUAUCGGAUAACACCUUUAAACGCUCUGUAAAGUGUAAAGCCUGAAUUUAUUGGGUGAAACAAUUCGCAUGUUUUCUUAUUUUUUGAACAACCUCAAUUCCAAUGGAGGUUUUGAUCGCUGGUAUACCUUUUAAUUCUGAUAAGUCCGAUCACAGCUGGUCGGCAAUCAUCAAUGUGAAACUUGUUUCCCUUUGAACCGCGCCAAGUUGCGCGUCAGUGGAUGCGCGUUGCUUUGCGCAAACUGGAAUAUCAUCUUGGCGACCAGUGGACCAAAUUAUCUAUUAAAGGUAGCUAAGUUUUCUUUCUCAACGGUUAAAUCCAUUACAGUGGUCAGGUAAGGACCACUAAUUGGAUUAUCUUCACCGUCUGUAUGUUAGAUACUUGGCACCCAGUUAGGCCUAGAUAAUAGCGCACGUUUCCCUUUUUCUAUCUUUAUAGGCUAAAUUAUCUAUUAAAAAAUAAACUAAAUUUUCUUUCUCAACGGUUAAAUCCAUUACAGUGGUCAGGUAAGGGCCACUUAUUGGAUUAUCCAAGUUCACCGUCUGUAUGUAAGAUAACUGGCACCCAGUUAGGCCUAGAUAUGUAGCGUGCGUUUCCCUUUUUCUAUGAUGGCAUCUUUACAGUGGUCAGGUAAGGACCAUUAAUUUACGUUUUCCUUCUCUUUUUACCACAGCACCGGUCACAAAUUUGAUCAGGAAACCACUGUACAUUGUAGUAACAAACCUAGCUCCGCUAGGAAGAUUCUUUUAUUUUCAGCAACUUACAAUUAUAGAUUAGGAGGACCAGUAAGCCAGGGUGCUCAUGUCAGGAGCUGAUGACACGGAGGAACCGGAAGCAGGGAGGAGGAACAACGGAUGCCGGACGACCCUGCCUGUCGGGCAACCCAUUACUGAUUUCCCAGAGAUGGACGGCUGCAGGAUGAGAUGUCAUUCUGGACGAAGAUACGAUCACUUUUGAAUCCCAAGGAACCGGAAGCAGGGAGGAGGACCGACGGAAGGACUGAUGACCUGCUUGCAGAGCAAGUCUUCACCAAUUCUUAAGAUGCCUCUUAGUGCUUCAACGGUGAGCAGCAAAGACGAUGACGAUAUACGUGAUUUUUAUGAGGCCCAAAAUUACCAGGAGGAAUGUACAUCAUUGGAUCAGGCAGUGCAACAAAUCAACGACCAAGCACAGUUGACGACAUUUGGAGGUAACGUCAAUUGCAGCCGGAAUGCGGAUUGUACUGGGUUGAGUUGCAUGCUGACUUUGCAGGGUGAGAGAACCGAGCUGAGGAUCAAGCUGCAUCCCUGCGACGAUCCUCCGCAGAUGUACCUGCUGAUCCAGGACCCAGACACCAACUUGCCUUACGUCGAGCAAACGGUGACCCACGGAGACACCUACGAUAUCCCAGGUUUACACUUCACCUACAUGGACUUUCUGACUGUGAGUGUAGCCAUUGGUGUACAGUUUGAACAAGUCUCUGGAGGAUUCCGAAUAGGGUUGAAUCUGAUACCUCGUCUUGGUGACACCGAUCUUACUGCGAUCCCGCUUCUGACACCAAUAGACAUUGCCACACCACCUUGCACCACUCAGGGACCAGAAAGCUUGCAGUGCAUACGGAUGAGAGAACUUGUAGAAGGACUGCGGCCACCUUAUGAUUUCCAGUGCCUGAGGAACAACGAUUGUAGGGGCUUCAGCUGCAGCGGAGUAGUCCAGAUUGAUCCAGUUUCUUUUCCAGUCUCGGCAAAUUCAGUCUUGGACAGUUGUACGGUGCCCAUCUCCUACAACAUCACCCUGCGGGACGGGACCGGCCGAUUUCUUUGGUCCCACUCUUUCAUCCAUUCCGAAGAGGUCAUUAUCCAAGGGGAUAGUAUUAGGCUACCUCCAGGGGUUGUAGUCAAGAUGAACGUAACCAUGGAUCCGGUGACAGAAGACAUUGAUUACUUGCUGACCACGAUCCGACUGAAGGUUUACUGUGGUGAUUCACAGUGUGGAGAUGAGACUUUUCUACAGAAUGACCGUGUUCCCAUCCCACCAUGCGAUCACCCGAUGCCAACCUCCACCCGCGGGCCCACCGUAUCCUUGACCCCGAUACCGGGUGCAGAUGAUGAGUGUUCAACCUUUCAGGCCAUUGCCACUGACAUCAUGAAGAAUGAAUUCUUUGUAAAUUACAAUAUGGAGUGCCAAGCCAAUCGUCCAGACAGUGGCCCGUGUGAUGGUUUGACAUGCAACAUGACUUCCAAUGGCAAUGAUUUUGUCUAUAAGAUGAAGUUGUUUCAAUGUGAGACACCAGUUCGUCUUCUGUUCACCGUUGAUAAUCGGGAAGAAGCCCGCAACUAUCACUUGGCCAGAAACGUUUCCGGCAACGACAUUGUUCCUCUUGAUGGUGUUCAGCGGGGCUUAAAGAUCAAGAUAGUUGUGGUCAAACGGAUGAAUGGUGCCAUCGAGCUAGCUUUGACCCUUCAGUAUCCCAUAUCUUCAGGGCUGCCACCCGUUCCCCUUGUUCAAGAUCGCCUCGUGCCUGUUGCACCUUGCACCACCACCAUGCCUGGGCCAACAGAUUCAGCCAACAAUCCCACAAAAGUCACCAAGCCAGCUGGAGUAACUGAUUCAACUCCUUACAAAUUCACAACUGGCUCCGCAAAAGUGACUAAACCAGGAGCUAAUGGUUCUGGUGGUGGUGGUGGUGGAAAGGGAGGCAAGUCAGGCAGCGCUACGUCAAAUAAAGCAGCCAUGAUUGCCAUCCCUGUGGUUGUCGUGGCAAUCGUUGUGGUCGCUGUCGUCAUCUUGGCUGCAGUAUGGUAUCGUCGCCGUUCCCGUCGUCCCAAUGAUCACAUUAACUUGAUCGAGAACACAACUGCACCAAUGUAAAUCACCCCCUAGCCAUCCCCCCAACCCUUCCUCCCAGAACAGCAGGUAAGCAUAGUUGCUUACACGUCAGUGCCUUUUGGUGUGAAAUUGUCAAGAGAACCGUACCAAAAAUAACUGAACCAUCCAUGUGCCGUUUUGUGUCUGUCAGUUAAGUACGUACAAACUAUCACUUCUGAAUUUAUCAUAAUUGUGAUUUUUAUCUCUUAAAAAAAUGGAUAAAUAUUUCAUUCACUUGCUGUUGUCAGUUGAAAAUAGAGGGAUAUAAUUGCUCAAAAACCAUGAUAAAAUUCAAAAUUUAAUAUGAAGUGGAUGACCCU